Molecule: messenger RNA, 159 nt
Organism: Plasmopara halstedii
Lineage: Eukaryota; Oomycota; Peronosporomycetes; Peronosporales; Peronosporaceae
Exons: 2
Coding region: 1-159 (52 amino acids)
Source: RefSeq, a predicted model, not a curated record
AUGCAAUCUCCUCUUCUUUUCAAGAAAAAACCCUUGUUCACUACAGAUCUCUCCUCUGUGGAUUCCACUAACUCUUUCCCUGAUCAUGAUACCCGAUCGCUGUACACUAGUGAGCUGCGUAGUACUUCUGAUCUUUGCACAAUGUCUGAGGGAUACUAG